GCCCUUCGCCCGUCAUAUUCACCUCCCCUCGCCCUCGUAGAAAAAUACCAUCGGUCGAAAAUAGCGAAGCUAUUCUAUCCACAAGUUGGAAGCGCCGGGAAUCGCGGAACAAACGGUGGCAUUAUGGACAAAGCAUUACCUAGCCACGACGCCGCCAUGGCAUCGCAAUCGUCGACUGAAACAGCCCGCCGCCGCCGCCGCCGUCAGGCGUUGACCUGUGAGACCUGCCGCAAGCGAAAAGUCAAGUGCGAUAGGGUACAGCCAUGCUCAAACUGUAUCCGAGCACAACGGCCUGCCGAGUGCCACUACCAAGCCGAACUGCUGCUUCCGAGACGCUCGUCGGCGGUCAGGCCCCCGGCUGUUCCAGGGGUGCUCGCUCCGUUGUUGGCACUGCACCCAGCGAGGAGGACUUCUGAGCCGUCUUCCGAAACGGACACUUCUCUCAGUAAACUAUACCACAACCCUCACUCCCCUAACACGCCAUCCACCAGCCAAUCGAGCCACUCCGAUGUGGCGCUCUUGACAGAGCGCGUCAAAGAACUUGAGAAGCGUCUGGCCCAAACCCUAGCCACCGCCCAAGCAAACGCGCCCGCUCCUCAUGCUGUCGACCCGCCCCCCAAAGACCCAGACGAGCUCAAGGGCAAGUUGUUUAAAAGACACUAUUAUGGCCAGAGCCACUGGGUGCACCUUGCGCCCCUGUUCACUGUUGUCAUGGAGGUUUUCAGCAUACCGCCCGGCCAUCCUCUGUCGGUCUCGGAGAGAAUCCGAAAAUGCAAAACUCUCGCGCGCCUGAUAAAGUCUAAGAGAAUCCGCGAAUUGGGCGAGCCCGGAAGCGCCGAGAUGCCGUCCAGGGAGGUCUGCGACCAGCUUGUCGCUGCCUACGUGAGGACCUUUGAGACCGUCUAUCGCAUCCUGCACAUCCCAACCUUCUACCUGGACUACUCCAAAUACUGGGAAGACCCAGCCGGCUGUAGCGAGGCGUUCGUGAACCAGCUGAAGCUAGUCCUCGCCAUCGGGGCCUGUUUUCAGGACGACACGUACGAUAUGAGGAGCCUGUCCACGCGCUGGAUACAAGAGGCUCACACCUGGCUGCUUUCGCCCUUGUCGGCCCUGAAGUCCCGCCUGGUCCUCUCCACCAUACAGACAAUGUGUCUUUUGCAUCUGGCUCGGCAGACAACCGGCUCAGGGGAAGAUCUAGUCUGGAUAUCUGCGGGCGAGGUGGUCAGAAUGGCCAUCUACAUGGGCCUUCACCGUGAUCCCGACCACUUGCCAAGGAUGCCUCGGCUCCGAGCCGAGCUCAGGCGGAGGUUGUGGGCAACCAUCAUGGAGAUCGCGCUACAGGCAAGCGUGGACAUCGGGGGCCCUGCGGCGAUAUCGCUGUCCGACUUCGAUACCCGACCCCCUUCCAAUCUCGAAGACGCCGACCUGGAAGACCAUGGCGGCGCAGAGCCUAACGUCGGGCCGCUGCCCGACCCAAGGCCGGUAGACUGCUUCACGCAGACGUCGGUUCAGAUCGCCCUGUACAGAUCGUUCCCAACUCGCCUAGCUAUCGUACAAUAUCUCAACGAUUUCCGGCGGAAGUCCUGCUACAACACAACGCUGCGGCUGCAUGCAGACCUCACGACAGCCACGAGGGGGCUUUCUCGUGUAUUUGGCUCGUUUAGAGAUGAGGGCCUCGGACGGCCCUCUGGGUUCCAGAUUCUCGUGGUAGAACAUGUCAUGCAAUUGUUUUCCCUUGCCCUGCACCUCCCCUGGACGGCUGCCUCCCAGCGAGACCCGCACUACUAUUUCUCCCGCAAAGUCUCUGUAGAGACGGCCCUGAAAGCUCCUCAAGUUUUGGCUAGUUACGACAACAAAGGCGCCCACGCUGAGGACGUUGGGCGUGCCGACUUCCUGCGCUUGUCAACAUGUGGAUCGGGAACCUAUCGCAUGUUCCCGUGGCAGUGCUCCAUGACGCUGGGACUCGAGCUUCUGUGGCAGGCAGAAGACAACCGUGUCAUCAGGGCGGGCGCGAGGCAAAACAUCAACGCAGAUAUGUCGCUCCCUGGGGCCCAGCAGACGGGCCAUGGAAAGUCGCCUUCACAGCCAUUGGCGACGGGGCUCGGCGUGGUGCCCUCGGCGGAGCUUACUGCAGCGCUCAAGGGCGUUCAAGCCUGGGCGAUUAGGCGCGUCGCCGCCGGCGAGACCAACAUCCGGGCCAGCGUGCUGUUUUCCGGGAUCCUAGCCCAAGAAGAGGCUCUGCGACGCGGGUGCGGAGACGACGAGGUCCUGAGGCGGACGGGCCAGGCCAUGAUGGACGAAGCAGCCGCUUGCCAGGAGCUCCUCAGGUCCUCGGCAGCUCGUGUCGGUAUCGCCCCAGACUCUACCGCGCUCGGCGACAGAGCUGAGGCCAGCAUGCUAGCAGGCCUGGACCCCCAUAGACCUGAGGACAUGGGUGGCUGCGAAGACAAGGGCUACGAAGCCGACACAUUGAUCACGAGCACCCCAGAAGAAAAGUUCCUGGCUUUCGGGGGCACGGCCGCCGAGGGGUUGCCGCUUGGCAUGGACACCAGCUGGACGUGGGACGAUUUUAUAGACAUUGAAGGUCUCGACUUCAACUUUGCGAAUGGCUCCGAUCUCAACUGGGCUCCAGCGUGAUAAAAGAAGGUUCUCAAUCCCCAUCCUGGGUUCCGCAAAGGCAGAGAGGUCAUCCUACUGUCGGCACCACUCUUGACGACGCUUAAGCCCUAUUUUUAGGCCUGCCCCUUGCACCACGCGGUGCGACGUUCAAUAUUCCGAAAACUUAUCGCUACGUAGAUCCCGACCGCUCCUGCAUGCGUCUGCUUUUGACCGAAGGGGUCAUGCAGAAUGGUGUGCAAUUUGCCUGUAAUAUAGAUUCGGUGGAGGAAGCAUGUAGAAGCUGCCUUCAGCCCUGAUUUGGACCCUCAAUUUACCCGUCCAAUCAGGCCCAGUAUCAGCAGGCCAAGUAUCAGCAGGCCGCAGCCAGAAGCCUUGCUACUUAUUCGCCGCCUGUAGCCUCUUUUUGCAGUAACUUGGUCGGUCAUUGGCC
Messenger RNA from Gaeumannomyces tritici R3-111a-1, 3049 nucleotides. RefSeq lists its product as hypothetical. Gene Ontology annotation, biological process: regulation of transcription by RNA polymerase II; DNA-templated transcription. Bases 124 to 2637 code for a protein of 837 amino acids. Lineage: Eukaryota; Fungi; Ascomycota; Sordariomycetes; Magnaporthales; Magnaporthaceae. The transcript is spliced from 4 exons. The record is from RefSeq and is a predicted model, not a curated record. Gene Ontology annotation, molecular function: RNA polymerase II cis-regulatory region sequence-specific DNA binding; zinc ion binding; DNA-binding transcription activator activity, RNA polymerase II-specific. Gene Ontology annotation, cellular component: nucleus.